CCAGGCGAUCCUUCGUAUCCAUGGCCACCCAAGCAGCUAGGUUUUAAUCUGCCUUCUUCCUCGCCGGUGUUUAUUGUUUGCCUGUCGUACAUUUGCUGAUACACUGUUUUACGCAUUUUUUUCUGGUGUUGAUUUUUGUAAAGGGUGUUUCUUUUUUCUUUUUGUUAUCUUACUUCCCUUCUUCGAUUGAAUUCCAGCUAAUUGAGUCUCCUGUGCCAUGUUGGCUUUUCCCGGCAGCUUGAACUGGUUUUAACUAGGUCGCAAUACGAGAAUCUCGCGAUAUCCGGAAGUCUAAAGAGUUCGACUAUGAAAAUGGAGUUGGUUUUUGUUAUUGUAUUUUCCAAAAAUGUUACAGAGCGAUGGCGAGUGCCGGGAAUGAUAGAUUAAAGAAGCACAGUCAUACCCUGAGGGUUGGUAUUGUCCACAACCCUCGCAGUCCCAGUACCAAGUUGUAUAGAGGCAGCCAGAUUCCACUGGCCAUCCACACAGCACUGGGAUCUCAGGUUCCACACAUUGCCAGGAGCUUUGUCACCAAGCUGCUGAAAGAGGACAACAUACAUGCCAUAUUGGAAGGGACAGAGUCACUCAGUGACUUGGAAGUCCAUGGUAUGGUAAUGGAGGUGUACCUCAAGGCCCUGGACGUACAGACGAUGGCUUUCCUACAGUUCCACUCAGCCUUCUGCACCCAAGUCCUGGGCUUUGAGCCAGGCGCCCAAGGAGUUAUAGUGAAUGGAAGAAUAAUUGGUCCAUUAAAAGACCAGAAAACAUUCAUAGAGGAUGACUAUAAUCUACUGGAGAAAUAUACACAGAAGUCGUCUGCUGAGAAAAUUGUUCAGAUGCUGACGGGAUUUACAGAGGACACAAAGAGGGUCAGUGACAUGGUGAUGCAGGUGGGCAGUCUGUUGAUGUCCAAUCAGCAGGCUAGCAUAGCCUCCAGGACUGACGUACAGUUUGCUGGAGACCAGCACAGUGUGUUAAAAAUCCCUGCUAAACCUGAGGAACCAGCCUAUGAUGUAACAUUCAUAGUGGACCCAGUUUCCCGGGAGGCACAGAAAGUGACCCCAUUACUCAGGGAUCUUCCCAACAACAUGAUCCAUCAGGUGAACAUCAAGUCGCUGCCUCAGGAGUGGAUGUGGUGUGAGACUUGGUGCAGUGAUGACGAGAAGUCAAAAGCCAAAACUAUUGAUUUGUGUAAUAACCUGCAGACCAAAGAACCUAAGCUCAAUGCAGCUAAGAGAAAAGUAGCUGAGUGGGAGGAAUAUGACAAUGAAGAAAGGAGGAUAUUUGAAAACUUUACCAGCAAUAAACCCACACUAGGUUCACUAAGUGCUGACCACAUUGAAGCACAAGAAACCAGUACACAACCAAGAGAUGAGCUAUGAUACUAGUCUAUUACUAGUUCAGCUGCUGCAAUUGAGGGAGGUGCUGUCUGCAUUCCAUUUAUUCCUUCUCAACAAAAAUGCUCUCCAAUAUGAAUUUUGAAGAUUAUGUUAUUUCUUAGUUGGUGGAAACAGAUUAAAUAUAUAUUAAUAUGAAUAUGCAAUAAAUAUGCAGUUUUCAAACAUACACAAAUAACAAAAUUUAAAUUCUUGAAACAAAAAAACACACAUUGCAGAUUAGAUGUUAUAAUUGCUGUUUUUAUGCAAUUUAUCAAUCAGUUUGAAUUCAAAGAUGAAGUUUGUAAUUUGUGGUAUUGUUAGUGGUGGCUGGGUUGUGACAUAGGCAGUAAUAUGAGGUCCAAGGCAAUUUUGUUUCUUUUUCAAAAUAUUGGCUAGAUAGGCAGCUGUUACAUUGGGGGGUGCAUAAAAUCUAUAUAUAUAUUAGGUUCAUAGGAUAUUUAAGUAGACUGAUGGUGACAGUGAUAUCAGGGCUUAGUCUCUGUCUCCCUUAAGCUAUUACAUUGCUCUUAGAAUCAUUGUUAUUUCACUGCUGACAGUGUAAGUUAAAUGUGAAAAAAAUAUAUCUACACCCCUUCAUUCAGUCUUUCAGGAUAGUCUCUUUUGAUCAGCUUUGUUAUGCAUAAUGUUAUCAUGUUUAGGAAAAUAAUUAUUUUUUAACUUCAUUUUUGUUGUACCCCAACUGUCUAAGCUAGAGAUCCAUUGGAUGUGUGGCACCCUGACAUGGCUGUCUGUAGGUGUGUUCUUACUACAGGGGAGGAAACCAACCACUUAUUUUUUGUGGCAAUUGUGUUAUUAUUAUCACUAUUAGCCAUGAAAUCUUGUUUCUUGUAUGUUUUGAGGAAAAAACUGAAAUAUUA
Lingula anatina is the source of this 2257-nucleotide messenger RNA. RefSeq names its product UDP-glucose:glycoprotein glucosyltransferase 1. Gene Ontology annotation, molecular function: UDP-glucose:glycoprotein glucosyltransferase activity. The record is from RefSeq and is a predicted model, not a curated record. NCBI's taxonomy places the organism in Eukaryota, Metazoa, Brachiopoda, Lingulata, Lingulida, Lingulidae. Gene Ontology annotation, biological process: ERAD pathway. Gene Ontology annotation, cellular component: endoplasmic reticulum.